This is a messenger RNA of Mesocricetus auratus (golden hamster), 491 nucleotides long. RefSeq names its product mitochondrial ribosomal protein L33 (gene Mrpl33). The transcript is spliced from 4 exons. Gene Ontology annotation, cellular component: ribosome; mitochondrion. The record is from RefSeq and is a predicted model, not a curated record. Gene Ontology annotation, molecular function: structural constituent of ribosome. The coding region runs from base 72 to 269 and encodes 65 amino acids. Gene Ontology annotation, biological process: translation. Lineage: Eukaryota; Metazoa; Chordata; Mammalia; Rodentia; Cricetidae.
CCGGCUCAUGCCCCGGAAGCAGUUGCUCAGCUUCUUCGGCCGGUGGCGGAUAGAUCACUGGGGUUGACGCCAUGCUGCUUUCCGCCGUCUCCUUUGCCAAGAGCAAGUCAAAAACCAUUCUGGUGAGACUGGUGAGCCAAGCUGGGACAGGUUUCUCCUUCAACCACAAGAGAAACCGACUGCGAGAGAAGCUGACCCUUCUGCAUUAUGAUCCAAUUGUGAACAAAAAAGUUCUCUUCGUGGAACAGAAAAAAAUACGCUCCCUCUAAGCAGUGGAUUGAAAAUGAAUUUGAUUCAUGAAUGAGAAGACUCAGGCUGAGGUACUGGCUCAGAAACCUACAGUGUGUAUGAAGAGGAAGCGCACAGCAUGGCCGCGGUGAGGGGAAGGCUGUCGUGAAGGAACAGUGCCGUGAAAGGAAGUUCUUCACAGAGACCAGAUAGUUAUCUCUCUGGAUUUUUUUAGAUAGGCAUUAAUAAAAAAAGUCGAAAUA